CUGCAGCGAAAUAAUAAAAGUUGUAAAGCUACCAAGACUACAUAUACGGAGCGACAAACUCACGUUCAUACAAGAUGUUUGUUGCCGCGCGUCAACAUACAAACAUCACCAGGACGCGUCCAGGUUGAUGUGUGGCUCCCUCAAAUAGCUGGCGCGGAGGCGGGGAGCACGAAGUAGAAUCUCUUCAACACCACGUCCCUGCUGCAAGAGGGUCGUCCUCGUGAUCGGAGCGGCUGCAGCGGCUGCAUUCUUGCACGACAGCCAAAGCGGCCGGAGCGGCUGCACUCUUGCACGACACACACAUCAAAGAAAAUAUCUACUACAACCACCUCAGUACAACUGCGCCGGUUGUCGCCGACAAAGAUUCUCCGAGAAAGAAUCUCAAUCUGUACAACAGUCGACCACGCGACGUCCUCACAUCUCCCUCGGACCAUGACGGGUGGACUUCUUGGGUCGAGGAAGAUGGACAAGGACAACAAAAGGCCACUGCCGGUGACCCCUGCCCAGCACUCCCGCGGAACAAGCGGCGGAACGACCUGGGGUCGGAGCACCGCAUCCACAUCCUCCGGAACCAGAAGUCGCCCUAGAAGCUCGACCACUACUUCCACUUCAUGCUGCGGCCGCUGUUGGUGGUCCAGAAAGAACUACAUCGUCAAGAACACCAAGACGGCUCGGCUCCUUUCCUCUUCUAUCACCCUGCAGGUGUUCUUUCUCCUGCAGUCGUUCUAUCUGGUUCAGCAUGCGGAUCUUGUACACGGAAGACGACGCAUGCUGCGUCACGAGAACGACCGGGGGAAAGCAAAAGAGGAAAUUGGGUACGAGUUCCGCGUAUCCUGUGCACAAGCAUCGUACUCGUAGUAAUCGCAGUUAUGCAUAACAAAUCGCCUCCCUAAGCUAAAACAGCAUGACAAAUUCCAUUCGUCAUGCUAAGGAAAUUUGGAAAUGCGAUUUAUACUUCUAGUACGAUGCUUUUGUAUUUCAUACCACGAGAAGAGCGACCUCUUCCCGCUAGGCAAGGUGGUUGCAGGUUUGUGGUCUUGGGUUUUCGGCUCGGGUACUUCUACGGUGGAGGAAAUGUACGGUUUUAAUGUUUCUACGAACGGCACGGGCACCAACGCGACCCCAAGCAACAGCACGGCGCCGAAUGAUACAAGUACGAACAUUUCUUCCAACGACACGACAGGGCCCAUGGUUGGCGCUACAGCGAGCGGGGACUACAUAGCGGCUGUUGGCGCCAACAAUUUGGCAACUAGUCCGACGUACGCUGGUGCUACUACCAAUGCCGGUCAUCUUCCGAAGAACGCGGGCAUCUUCACUGCUGGGAACAUGACGAGUGGAGGUCGGACCAAUGGUACCAUGAUGCCUCUCGCCGCGAGCAGCAGUACAAACAUCACAACCCCGGCGGUUUGGGGCGAGCAAGAUGCCAUUCGUCGUGCGACGAACAAUAGUACUGGCGCCACUUCCAAUUGGACCACAACGUCGAAUCAUACCGCCAUCAAUUGGACCACCACGAUCAAUUGCACAUCCUCUACAGCGGCAGUGUCAGGUAUUUUCAGUGAAAUUCUGUACCAUUUUUUAUUUUUUCGACUCUCAGGUUGCUGCACUGCUACUGGUCAGCACGUCUUGAUGUUUGACGCGUUUGUUUUUAUUUUUUCAGUGCGCGGUGCUGGCAUUUGCAUUUUGAUUUUUUCGUUGCAAAUAUGAAUCGGUAUGUUCCGAACUGAGGCACUAGAUCAAAACUGUUAUUGAAGAAAUCCUACGUUCUUGAACAGGGCCGGAUCCGGCCCCGCCGCAAGACGAUGGCUAUCUGUCCUGGGUUGGCGUAAAUCUGGUAAAAACGAGCAGCAACACGAGCGUCACACAUGAUCAACAUCCGGAAGAUAUGAAGAUUCUCACGACGGACACCACUGCAACACCAUUACCACUUGUCGUGACCUCCGGGGAACAGCAAAUGCGGGAGGAAGCUGCGAACACAACAAUGGUGGUGACGCUGAACAAACUACACCGUGACCACGAGCAGUCGUUCACAACGCCAACGAAUUCAACUUCCCCAAACACGAGUGCUGCUGCGACAGACGAGACGGUGGGAAAAUCAGCGACGAAACGGCACGCGUCUCUGUUGCCCAUCAUGACAAAAGAAGUUGAAGAUCCUGAAGUUGAAGUUCCUGUGGUACUACGAGAUGCUUCUGUUUUAAGCAGCGAAGUAGAAGAGACACCUGCCUCCACGCAAGAAAACUCGGGUCUGGAUGAGGACCACUCUGUCAGUGAAGACAUCGACAAACCGAGGCCGGUCGGGGACGAAUCUUCGCAUUAUUUGUCCACGCAGGCAAAACUGUUCGAAACAUCUUCUGUCUUCCCCAAAAAUCUCCCUGAUGUACCAAAUUCCACGUCGUCCAGUGCUUCAGUGGACGAAUUUCGCUUCAUUUCGCCGCACCAUGUUGUCUCACAACAAGAUGAGGAAUCGAUUUACUCCUUCCUCGAGUUGAGCCAGGAACUAAAUCAUCACAACGUGGUUGCUGCAGAAGAAGAUGCUGCGGUAGCAGGACGACAGGAGGGUGUGAAGACCGGUCUUCCACCUGCUGAUGCUUCUGUUCGUGCUGGUUUAGACUACGUUCCUAGCAAAAAACAAAAAUCGAAAACGAGCGCAGCUUCCAAACUUCCACUGCCGUUACAUGACGAAUCGCCAGCGACCGCGGGAAAUGCAGAAGAUGAACACCCGAUCGAAGAUCCAGAAGAGUUUGACGCCACCUCUGCGCUGUCACAAAGCGGGGCGGAAAUUUUCGCGGGGGAGAAGCACGUCGAACAAGGAGGACACUCUGGUGAGCGGUCGGAGUACCAUACAACUGGAGCAACAGCAUCCGAAAAUGGAGCUUCCGACAGCGUCGCAGGCGCGGCUGCACAUGAUCAGUCGCAAGAAGAUGAAGCCGGGCAGAACGUCGUCGGGGUGGAAAGUAUUUCGUCUCUGGACGAGCAUGCCGAGCUUCCUCCUAGAAGUGACGGUCAUGCUGGUGAAGCUGCAGAAGGGAAGAACGCGGAAUCGGACGGUAGUGCUGUGAUUGAAGAACCGAAGGACCACGACCACGACGACGAGAAAACUGGCUUUAUUACCCCUGCUUCGGAAGGGAAAGAAGAAACUACCGUGCCCGGCGGAGAACGGGUGGAACGAGGUGCGGCGGAGAAGAUGCAGGAGCAAACGAAAGGCGAAGUGGUGGUGGAGCGUAGCAGCUCGUCCGCAGUUGAGGUGAAACCUGCAGCACUUAGUGUGGCGCCUCCUCCCGGCGGUCCUGGCAUAUCGAGUCUCGUCUGGGGUGUGGGGGGUGGUUCUGCUCCCCGGCCUGCUUAUGCCGAGUCUCGGGGUGAAGCACUUCCACUUUCUCCGACAACCGGCGGUGCUGCUGCGCUUGGCGUAGUUACUGGCGCUGCAUCCCUAGGGCUAGGACAUGCACGUGUACGAGAUCCAGACCGAACGCGAACACGUGUUGUACGUGUACGGGGUGGCCCGGGAGGUGCAGACGCCAGUGGCGAAGGUGGACGUGGAGGAGGCGGCGGUGGUCCCCCCGUAGGAACUGCUGGCGGUACCCCCGAUUCUCAUGAAGGUUCUGGUCCUCUCGCAGAUGAAGACCCCAAUGCUGUGGUGCUCUUUCUGGGCUACGUGGAUUUUGUACUUUCCGAACUCGCGGAACAGCUCCUCGUCGAACUCAAAAUCCACGAAGCGGAGGAAGACGGGAGGAAACCCGAUUCUUCAUCAUCUCUGGAUGCUGCAGAAUCGACGCCCGCCACGGUAUCCAAAUCAUACACGUGCUCAGACCUGCUCGAGGUCGUGGAAUGGUGCUGGGGAUCUUUUCUAUGCAAAAAAUCAAUUUGGGUGUUCGGGCAUUCACGGUUUGCAUGCCCGGAGUCACUAUGUUCGUGUUCGAUGGAGGUCUUCCUCUUCAAUUGUUUCUAUCGACUUGGCAAUGUUAGUGUUACAGUAGAAAUAAAAGUACUUACUUAACAAAGUACUUCAUCAACACGCGGUGUGCUUCGACGUGUAGUUGAUGUAUCCAUUAUCCGUGUUCAAUCACUGUACUAGCUGUAGCUGUACCUGGAAGCCGGGUCUAUGUACAAUGCAGGUGUGUGUCGAGAUUGGUGAUCAGCAUGACGAUUACUUGGUUGCAUGAAGAGCUGCGCGCCAUUCUUCGCUUCCUGUCUUUCAGUGCAGAAGGGCGAGAUGCAGCUCGGGAGGCACUUAAAUACCACACGUCUCCCCUUGUUGUGCGGGUCUGAGCAUAUUUCUGUUGGAUACUGGGACACCGAGCUUGUUAAGGUCGUCGAACUAAGUAUCAGGCUGAAAAAUGUUAAUGUUUUCCUUGUGCAGUUUCGGUAGAGACUUCUGCAUUUUUUGUGGGUACGACUACCAAGAAAGAAAAUUGUAGGCAAGCCCAUCUUUGCGUGCGAGAUUCACCAGCCCCGACCUGCUGUGGAUGGGGGCUUUCUAAAGGCGCCCACCGCUUGUGCACGUAGGUUCGUUGCAUGAUGACGGUCGCGCAGCUGAUCAGGCCAUAAAUUGCUAUAUCUAAUGAACAAUUCAUGCUGGCAGACAGCUAAAGUCAUUCAGCUAAAGUCAAUACUGUGAAAAAAGCUCGGCGGGCUUCUUUUUCUACCUGAUACUCAAGGGCCCAUCGGACAAACCAGUCACAGUCGUAGCCGCGACCGGAACGGUAGCUGCGAGGGACAUGGCGGCAGCAUUGUGGUAUGCAUUGCAAGUCUGUCUGGGUCUGGAACAGGGCAACUUGUGAUGCUGAGUCCGAAGUAGCCAAAAAUCUGUCUUGCAAAGAGAGCAAAAAGUGUGCGCUUUUUGUUUCUUGAACAAGAGGGAACUUCUCAUGCAGGCUCGGCAUGGAAAUGCCUCAGCAGACCUUGUCAUGCUCUGCGUGCAGUCCAGUCCUUCUCCUUGUUCUUGCAGGUUCAAAAAAUACAUGAUCAUGACAUUCUUCCAGACCCAGACAUAUUUGCAGUUGAUAUCCGGUACGCGAUGACGAUUGAAAAGGAUUGGGUACAGAGUAUCGCGGGCAGCAUCGACCUGAUCGUGGAGCGCCUCAAAAAUCUCGAUCGGAAAUACCCGAUGAUAGCCGCUGCGUUCGCCGCCACGGGUGCAGCGAGUCUGGUGCUGAUUCCGGGCGCCUCGGCUGCACUCGGUGCUGCAAUUGCAGCAGCACCAAAAGUCGCAGAGGUCGCACGGCAUGCCAAUGUAGCUGCACACAUUGGUCUCAUCGUGUCGAGGAUGAUUGCAAAACUACCCCAUGUACCGGGCUUCCCUGCCUGGACCGAUCUCCGAUCGAAGGUUCUUGCUCAGGCGGCGCGAAGAGACGCAGGGUUCACUACCAUACAGGAGGAGCUAAAGCUAGCAGCUGAUGAGCCAGAAUCUCCCGCUGCGUCAUCUACCACGACUGCGACGUUCACACUAGCGCUAGCAACUGGUGGCAGGACCAUUACGGAAUGGCUGGUCGACUCUUUGGUUCUUCCGGAUGAUUGGGGACUUGCGUUUCCUGUAUCGCUUGAGGCAAGUUUCCAGCCGCAUUGCUUCGCAGCUCACGCUCGGCUGCCCCCAAUCAUCGGCAAAACAACACCUGCUAUCGCGUUCAGCAUUUUCUUCCACACCGUCAUCGUAGAGAAGGUCUGGGACUUUUUCAUGGACGCGAUCGUAAAGGAGCGCAUCUUACACCCCCUGUACAAAUGGGGUGCCUGGGCGCUCCUUUCUGACGACACCGCGCAGGUUCUCUUCAAUCCCGACAGCGUCGUCUACCAAGACGAGGUGCGGGAGCUUGAUGACCUCAUUGAAAGACUGAAAGCGAAGGAUAUCGAACCUGAGGCAGCCUUGGAAUUCGCUGAAAAGAUACAUCAAAAGAAAGCCGCCAAACGCGAAGCGAAGAGCUCAUGGAGAACAUGGCUGGAGGAAAAGGUUUUUGAUUAUGGUCCAACAAAGGAAAGAGACCCGAACUACACUGCCUUACUGGGCAAAGUGUUGGAGGGACUGAAAAACGACCCGCAGACCCCAAAGGAAGCGAUUGGCGAGGACGUCCGCGAAGAUUCUCCAUCUACAUCACCCCGUGAAUUGCUUCGCGAAGAUCAGCUCUUAGGAAUGGGGAAACAGCCGCCGCAAAACUUCAAGAUGGUCGAGGCUCUGCCCCUAUCAAUUGCAAAUAUGUCUGGGUCUGGAAACUUGUGGCGCUGCUUGAGAAAAGCGAGGACGCCAACGCCUCCAUUGAGUGGCAAGCAUGACAGGUCUUGGGGGUGCUACAGUAUUGUCUUUUCUGCAUGGCACAGCGAGCUUUGUUUUGCAAGACAGAACAGUGGGGCUUUUGUGUAAUGCGCAGGACAGACUUGAGAGUCAGACGAGCAUGACAAGAAACCCUGGAUCUUUCCAGACCCAGCCAUUUUUGCAGUUGAUAGUCCCUUAGCUACUCUCCUGAAACGAGUCUCCCUCCUUCGUCGCCGUCGUCCAGCGCCGCUGAUUCGCCUUCAUCGUCGUCAGGAGGAACGAGUUCGACUUCAACCUUGACUCUCACAGAUAACGAUAAGCAGGUGCUGGACUCAAGAGUGGGUCCUUUCCUUGAAGAUGAAGGCGGGGCCGCAACCGAUCCCGCCGAGGGCGGCAGCUAUUCAGCUGCACAACUGGGAACUGCCGGCGCCACUGACGCAACCAAGAACACGAUGAUUGCACCAGCAGGGGGAUUUUCGCCCCGCGGGAAUGAACAAGAUGCCGCACGACUUGCAGUCAACACUGGCCUCGGACCGAAGGGGCCCACGACUUCCUCCGUUCUUGCAACUACAGCAAGUAGCAGCGGCCCUGUCGCGCAACUAGAAGAUCAUCAAUCUGGGUCCUCUUCUGGUGUAGUGCUGCCGGACCCGCUGCCCGGUAGAAGGAGUGCCCCAACUACAAAGGAGCUGCGCCACGACAGUUUGUCGCAGACGUCGUCGCCCGCAACACCGGCGCAACUCGGUGCAGAGCAUGCCAAUGUGCAGCAUGCGGCGGCUGCGCCCCGUAGUAGCGAACUAGGACGAGCUUCGGAGUGGCAAAAACGGCAGAUCAUGAUCGAGAACACCCAACAGGAUUACAACACGAAGCUCGGAAGAAUCGACGCAGCAAGCACUGUAUGCAUUGCAAAUAUGUCUGGGUCUGGAAAAGUGCAUUUGUUUUUCAUGCAUCUACUUCUGCCACACCCACAGGUGGGUGGUCUGGAUCUGAAAUACACGCGAAGAUACGCUUACAGGUUUCGGAUGAGAAAUUCGUAUAUUUGUACAGCAAAAAGUGGGCGCCAGCGUUUCUUGGCAGUCGUCAUACAAUAGUACAGAUGUCUUUGCCUCCUGCUCAGUAUGAGUUAGCGCCGCAAUUUGGAAGUGGAACAAAGCUUCCCGACCCAAACACAUUUGCAAUGCAGACACCGAAGAUAGCCCCCCGGCAGGAGCAGGACGACAACCCCCCGUCGCCGACCGUGGCACGACGAGGAACCAAGAAAACCCCGAUGACUCCCACCUACCCGGACAGCAGACGGCCACUGCUACGGAGCAGCAGCCUGUGGGAGACCUGACGCGGCACCCGCACGAGGACGACGGGGACCCCACGAAACUGGACACGCAGUCAGCCACAACUGCGCUGGACACGACCGUCGUCCCGGACACGAGCAAACAAGGCAAGAUCUUCGGACCAGUAGGAAUCGGGCCGCCCCACGGGGAGGACAUCAAUGCUGCACCUCUUCCCGCUGAUCUUGUAGCACUCGGACGACCAAAUGAACAAUCAUCUUCCGCAAAAGCUACAGCAACAACGACUGCGGCCGCGAGGUGGACCCCGACUGCUUCAAUGCCAGAUGAACAGGAGGAAUCCGCAGGGACCGACGGCGAUCAGGAAGGGAGACCCAACGUCCUCGGGUCGUGAUUCCUCUGGAGAAAUACAACGAAAAAUGAAAAGGAACGUACUAAAGGAGACACCGUGCAAGAACUCUCUUGAGAAUACAGCCCCAGUUCGUCGAACUUUUCAGGUGCAGUAUCUUUGUCUGCGUUGAUUCUUAACAGACAAGUAGAACGUGUAUAAUCUAUACCAUCAUGUAACAACCCUAUGUAUCAAACAACCCAAGAAGACUAUAAAACCCUUCUACGCUGAUAGGAAAUACAGCGGACCAAAUUGAGAUUUUGCAAAAAGUAUCUAUCAAAUGCACCAAAAAAUCGGCAUGCGUACUAUUGUAUGUACUUUAUUUGAAGCGCUGAGCAUGAAACUCCUUGUAUUAUGUCGGUGUAAAGAAGAAGUAUCCUUCCUAUCUCAAGACCGUCAUGACGAUGGUAGCGGUACAGGCCACGGAAGUUGGUGGUCUUGCUUAAAAAUCCGAUUCGCCUUGUUCCUCCCAAAACCAAAGAGCAGACACGAUCGAUAAAUUCGACGAAAGAACAGGUAAAAAGCUGCCUCUAGCUGAUGUACUACAUGUACUGUGUG
Molecule: messenger RNA, 8467 nt
Organism: Amoebophrya sp. A120
Lineage: Eukaryota; Dinophyceae; Syndiniales; Amoebophryaceae
Source: the annotation of a GenBank genome assembly